AUGUGUCUCACCUAUGACCAUACUGGCGACGACACUCGUAUUGCAAGUGGAACACGCGACAAACGAGUUCAAGUAUGGACAUACGACUUCAAAGGACCAUUGGUACCAGUCUUCAGCAUUGAGCUCUCCACCACCAUUCCGCGUAGUGUCAACUUCAAUCGAACAGCAAGUAGAAACUUGCUUGUAUUCGGAAUGUAUGACGGCGAGAUACAUACGCUUCGGGGCUCAGACGGCGUUGUCAUCGCUACAAACAAGGCUGGACCGAUGAUCGGGCACGCUGUUGUGGAUGCCCCUCAAACACUGUUCCUAAUCGACAACGUGAUGAACGGAUUUAGCUUGCAUCGAUUAGAAGAUGGAGCAUGCAUCCGUACCUACAAUACCAACCCAACCAAGACAUUCCCGAAGCAGGUCGUUUUUGGUGAACAGGCUACCCUAAUCGUUGGAGGCAGUGACGCAGGAACUAUUCAUAUUUUUGACAAGAAUGAAGGUACCCUUAGGCAAGUAUUGCAACAUGCAGACAGGGGGCGAGCGCAAACUGUAACGACGUAUGACAGCGUGCACCAUAGCCUGAUUUUUGGAGCAACAUCUACCAAUGACGCAGAACCGACCAUCUCCAUCUGGUGUCGCAACACUACAGAAACCAUGGCCAAACGUGCCGCAUCCAAUGAUGGUGCACCUACCUCGAAGCAUAUCAGAAUUGAUGACGGGAAUCAGACAAUACCGACAACACCACUAGCGGAUAAGCAUGCAUGGGCGAUUUUAGAGCAAUUCCUUACCACGGACAUGACGUAUCCUCAGAUGGAAGACGCUCUACUAUCGUACCUCGGCGAUCAAUAUUCCGCAGAUGAUUGGAAGGAAUCCCGAGACGCGUUAUUUUCGGGUGACGGUGAUGACGAGCUUGCCUUGGCAAACCUACGUGCUGUUAAGGCAAAGCACAUACAUCCAGCCUUAUCCGCUCCCAAGGAUUCUUCCAUGGCCGACAGGCGAUCGACCAGUGCGCGCAUUCAAAGUUCACGUAGACGAGCCAAAACGACGACGGAGGAGGAGGAGGAGGAGGAGGAGGAGGAGGAGGAGGAGGAGGAGGAGGAAGAGAACCACAACAAACCCUCGGAGCCCUGGAAGGCCGCCAGGUUUACUGCAGCUAUCAACGAAAUCACGAAUCGAUUCGAAGGCACACAACCUAGCCCAUCACAAGAUCGUCAGACUAUUCCCACCUCGAUAUCUGGCCUCAUCCCUUUAGCUGGAUUGCAGGACGGGAGGAUGUAUCUUCUCCAUGUCCAACGAAAUGUCACAGAUUAUAUCGCUGCACACCUUCGGAGGAAAAAAUUUGCCGUCAAGGACAGCCCCAAAACCAUCGCAGAUUCGCUUCCUUUCUCGCUCUACCUCGCCGUGAAACAAUAUCUCGUCAUAACGGAUGAGGAACGUGAAAUGGUCGAGCGUUCUUGCAGCAAGCUUCCCAUUCCAGCUUGGGUGAGGAUCAAGCAUGGCAAGUAUAAGGGCGACAUAGCCCAAGUCUUCGAUUCUGAUUUGCCGAAUGAUUUGGUUGCGGUCUUGGUUCCCCUACGAGAUUUCCCAUACCCCAUGUCCCGAGGAUCUCGGUGUCUACUCGACCGAUCCCGCCUUCCGAACGGGGACGCGGUCUCCAACAUCUAUCGCGAUGACGAAGUUAUAGGCUGCAAGUACAAAGGAGAGAGAUACUACAUGGGCCUCCUACUUCACAACUUCCACCGCGAUCGCCUAGAACGUGUCGUCUGCCCUCACGUUAACGACAUUGAACUCCAUUUGCGAUCCGGAUGGGACAAGUCAUUCCUCAAGAGCACUGUUGUUGCGUUUUCGAUGCAGUUCUUGCACGCAGGCGAUUGGGCCAAGAUCGUCAAAGGAGAUCUUAGUUCAGAAGUCGGGAUGGUCACCUCAACCGACCAUACUGUCGGUUCUGCCACCUUGGAUUUGAGCUUGAGUGGACACCGAAAGGAAGUAGAAUCAGGUCCAUACUUCGGUGUGGAGGGGCACAUUAUUGAAAUGGUAGAUGAUAUAUUUCGUCUUUGUCAAGAUGUCUCAAAGGAAGAGGUGGAAGUUUCAAAGUACUAUCUGGACCAGCGCCCUCUGACUCACACGCGGCAAGAACGACCACCAACGCAGCAACUUUUUACACCUCCCGCUGAUGUUGAAUCGAUUCAAAUAGGGGAUUGUGUAGAAGUACUUGUGGGGGAGCAUAUAGGCAAGUGUGGCAUCGUGCGUUGGCUGCCCAAGGGAGGAGGAACUCUGUGGUUCCAGGACGGAACAUUGUACAUUCCGGUUCCCAUUGCAGUAGUUCGGCGGACACACCUCCCACACCUUCAGACAUUACAGUUCACGAAAGACAAGGGCUAUGAUGUCAAACCUGGAGACAUUGUUGAUGUUCCCAUCUCUUUCGCGAUGAAAAUACACAACGCCAGCCUGGAUUCCUUCAAACAGGACAUCGGCCAAGAAGUAUUCAUCAUUGGGGGUGACCGUAAGGGUUACCGAGCUACGCUCUACAGCCUCGCCAGUAGAGAAAUGUACACUUGCUGUGCAUGGGCAGCAACGCACUACAAUCCCACUCCAGAAUGUUGCCACAAGGUACGGAAGGAGACUAAACGCGUCACCCCCCCACCUGAGAAGGCUCACUCUAGCUCAUCGGUUGCAAUUGCAGCUCCUGGCACGUCCUCAUCCGCCUGGACCAACUGGACCACCAGCCCCGAUGAUCAGGCUAGCAGUCCUUUGCCCAGCAUUAAUCCCAGCACUUUGACUGCCGAUCCGAAUCCCUGGACUGUCGAUACUGGCGACACACUAGAUAACAUUGAUUCUCGAUCGGAGAAACUCGAAGAGGGCCCGCUAGCUUGGCUAAUGAAAAAGGAAUUUUCCUCCAAGCUCACCACGUAUCACGUGAUGUUAAAAGUCUCGCCCUCCUUUAUGAGAGGCAGGCUACACAAUCGAUUUGUGUCAACCGCUUGCCCUGAUCCCUUCCUCGGUCUGAAUGGACCCGCCCCCGAGGGCUGUGUUGCAGUGUUCUGUUCAUCGAACGGUGCAGGCGCCGCCAUUCAGCACUAUCACAUACCGAUCACAGAUCUAAGCCGAGCUCCUCCUCGCAAAAAAAAUCAAGAGUGUAUUGUUCUAGAUGGGAGUCAUCGCGGUUCCAUCUCUACUAUAGCUAAGUGCAACCUUAAGAAGAACACCGUGGAUAUUGCAGUUACUCCUUCUACCUUGGUAACUUUACGUUUUGAUCAGAUCUGUCUUGUGGAGAAGUCACGCGCUACUAUGUGA
Molecule: messenger RNA, 3282 nt
Organism: Suillus subalutaceus
Lineage: Eukaryota; Fungi; Basidiomycota; Agaricomycetes; Boletales; Suillaceae
Exons: 16
Coding region: 1-3282 (1093 amino acids)
Molecular function (GO): protein binding
Source: RefSeq, a predicted model, not a curated record